UCAGGGACCGAUGAGCACGGGCUAAAGAUCCAGCAGGCCGCAGCCGCGGCAGGGACGUCGCCCCCGGAGCUCUGCGAGCAGGUUUCAGGCCUCUUCCACCAGGCCUUGACCCAGGCUGCCGUCUCCUUCACUGACUUCACCCGCACCAGUGAGCCCCGCCACCAGCGAGCCGUGCAUCGUUUUUGGGGCGCACUCUGGGACGGCGGAGCACUCUACAAAGGGUCUUACGAGGGCUGGUACUGCACUCCCGAGGAGUGCUUCCUGACAGAGAGCCAGCUCACUGAGCACAGGGAUGCCCAGGGACGCCCAUGCAAGGUGUCUUUGGAGACUGGCCAUCAGGUGCACUGGACCAAAGAAGAGAAUUAUAUGUUCAGGCUUUCAUCAUUCCGGGAUCCAUUGCGGAAGUGGCUCCAGGACAACCCACAUGCCAUUUCCCCUGACCCUUUCUACCAGCGUGUGCUCCACUGGCUGGAAGAGGACUUGCCAGACUUGUCCGUCUCUCGUGAGAGAAGCCGGCUGCAGUGGGGUAUCCCUGUCCCCAGUGACUCAACACAAACUAUUUAUGUAUGGGUAGAUGCCCUGGUGAACUAUCUGAGCGUGGUGGGCUACCCUGAGACACAUGGUGAGUGGUGGCCUGCCGUGCACCAUGUUGUGGGCAAGGACAUCCUCAAGUUUCAUGCUGUCUACUGGCCAGCACUGCUGAUGGCAGCAGGUCUGCCUCCCCCCGAGCGAAUCUUUGUGCACUCCCACUGGACUGUCCGUGGGCAGAAGAUGUCCAAAAGCCUGGGCAAUGUGAUUGACCCCUUUGCUUGUAUCAGACAGUACACAGUAGACGGAUUUCGGUACUUCCUGCUAAGGCAGGGUGUACCUGAGCGGGAUUGUGACUAUUAUGAUGAGAAGGUUGUUAAGCUUGUGAAUUCAGAACUGGCAGAUGCGCUUGGAGGGCUUCUGAAUCGGUCAACAGCCCUCAGCAUUAACCCCAGCAACACUUACCCCUGUUUCUCAGAGUCUUGUUUUCCAAAGGUCUUGGAUUACAGGGAGACAAAAGGCAUGGGUAGGGCUUCUGCUGAAGACUAUGAGUUUGUGGCAUCAGUGGCUUCUCUGCCUCUGCAGGUGGCUAGUUAUUUUGAAGGUUUCCAGAUCUACAAGGCUUUAGAAUGUAUUGUCCUGUGCGUAAGGCAGACCAACAGUUUUUUCCAGAGACACAGGCCUUGGAAACUUGACCGAAAAGACCCUGCAGAGCAGCUCUGGCUUGACACCAUCAUCCAUGUUACGCUGGAAUGCCUGCGUGUCUAUGGGACUCUCCUGCAGCCCGUGAUCCCACACAUUGCAGACAAGUUGCUUUCCAGGCUGGCUGUUGAGCCAGAAGAGAGAGGUCUCUCAAGUUUGACGUUUCUGCCACGCUACAGUGGGAAGCCAUGUCCCUUUGAAGGGAGACAGCUUGGACCUGACACCGGCGUCUUAUUUCACAAACUAGAGAAGUAAAGACGGCAUCAGAUAGAAACCAAGAAGCUCUAGCCUCUGACAAAUGGCUUCUGUAAAUACCGCUUCCCCCUCCCCAGGAAC
Messenger RNA from Phaethon lepturus (White-tailed tropicbird), 1566 nucleotides. It is a transcript of the gene MARS2, whose product is annotated as methionyl-tRNA synthetase 2, mitochondrial. The record is from RefSeq and is a predicted model, not a curated record. Gene Ontology annotation, biological process: methionyl-tRNA aminoacylation. The transcript is spliced from 2 exons. The annotation marks the transcript as partial. NCBI's taxonomy places the organism in Eukaryota, Metazoa, Chordata, Aves, Phaethontiformes, Phaethontidae. Gene Ontology annotation, molecular function: ATP binding; methionine-tRNA ligase activity.